Molecule: messenger RNA, 4152 nt
Organism: Aphanomyces astaci
Lineage: Eukaryota; Oomycota; Saprolegniomycetes; Saprolegniales; Verrucalvaceae
Product: TKL protein kinase, variant 1
Exons: 6
Coding region: 34-3726 (1230 amino acids)
Biological process (GO): protein phosphorylation
Molecular function (GO): protein binding; ATP binding; protein kinase activity
Source: RefSeq, a predicted model, not a curated record
CAACGAGUGGAACGAAGGCUAGAUUAACGGGGAAUGGCUGCACUCAAUGCUGUGGCCAUCGUCGCCAACGUCCUAGUGCCCGGGGCCGGCUUGGUGAUCCAAAAUCUGCCCCAGAUCGCAUCUUUUCUCGCCGGGAUCAACGGCAAAUGCGAUCAACUGUCGGUGAACGAAGCCCAUUUUCAGCGCGUGAGCGACCGCUUGCACGAGCUCCUGUCGCAGCUCACGGCGAUGGAAACCAAAGGCCAGCUGCCGUCCGUGCAAGUGGUCAAGCGGUACGCGGAGUUGCUCGAGUCUUUCGAUGCUUUUCUGACCAAGUACAUGGCGUCCAACUUUCUCGCGCGACUGCUCACCCAAGACACGGUGCUCAACAAGAUCACAGUGUUCCACCAAGAAGUGGACGAGCUGCUCGUGGUGCUCAACCUCGCGCACAUUGCGCAAAUGACCGAUUGGCGCGCCCAAUACGACGCCGACCAGCAAAUUGAAGGGGCCAAGUGGACGGCCUUGUUGCAGUCGAAUCGACUGCUCGUCGACGAAUGCUCGGACGCGCGCAAGCAACGCGAAGCCAUGAUGCGUCUCCUGCAUUCGAUGCAACACAGCAAUAACACGACUGGAGGUUCACAGAAGCAGCAGCGCCAGCUCGUGAAACAGGCGUUCCAGACCCUCCAGCGCCUCUCACACGCCCCCAUCGAAGCCGUCCCUCCGUGGUUCAUCCCCCCCGAAGACGUGAGCGUGAACCCCGUGGCGUUUGCGAGGGGGGCCACCGCCAGUGUCUUCCACGGCAUGUGGCGAACGCACACGCCAGUGGUCGUCAAGUGCUUCGACACUUCGUCCUCAUGCGAGCGCGAGCUCGACCUCUGGUUUGGGCUGCGGCAUCCCCAUGUGUUGACCCUCUAUGGUGCGUGCCACGUGGGCGCGCGGCCGUUUGCGCUGUGCGAAGUGGCCCGCGUCAGUCUCGACCAGUGUAUAGUGGAAUGUGAACAACCCCUCUCUCACGAGAAGCUGUCAAGAUGGUUGUGGGAAGCCGCCUUGGGCGUACAGCAUUUGCACGGCCAGAACGCCGUGCAUGGCGAUUUGAAGUGCAACAACCUGCUUGUGACCCACGACGGACAUGUGAAAGUCGCCGACUUUGGGUGCAGUUUUCACGUCCACCGGGGCGACCGACCGCCUCGAAGCAGCCCCACGAUGAAUGUAGGGGAAAACGAGUGUCAAGAAGAAGGGGGGUUGCGGUGGACGGCGCCGGAGUGUCUGACCAACAGCAGUCGGACCUUUGCCUCGGACGUUUACGCCCUCGGCCUGUGCUUUGUCGAAGCUGCGACUAGGAAUGUUCCGUUUCCAGAAUGCACCACCGAUGCCACGGUGAAGGACGCCAUUCGAAACAACCUUCUACCCGAUCUAAGUCGUGACAACGGGAUUUGCACUGCCUUGCACUCUCUGAUUGCAUCCAUGUGUUGUGCGGAUCCAUCGUCGAGACCGUCCAUUGCAACCGUUGUGGAUGCAUUGCAUGACAUCCUUCAGGCGGCUCCUCAGGCUGCCACGUGUUCCUACUGUGCGUCCAGUUUGUUGGCCACAGCACUCUUUUGCCACAGUUGCGGCUCGGUCGUCCAGAAGCCCUGCGAAGAUGCCCCCUCGACGCAUCUCGUAGAUCCGCUCCCUAGCCAAGCGCCGUCACUGCUCACUUCGGAAGGCUCUACUACUACACCCGUAGAAGUUGUCGUUCGAGAGUACGGGUAUGCACUCAAGAGCGUCACAGAAGAGGAUGCUACUGACGACACGAAAGACGACGCCUCCAAGCGCCGCCUCCAUCGGCAGUCGCUGCAUUUGUCGACGUCCGACGUCCAAUCGAUGGUAGCCAACGACGACGUCGACAGCCUUGUGAACCUACUGGUGCAUGGGCGUGGUCCCAUCCAAGAGCGAGCGCUCCAAGCACUGCACAACAUGACGUCCGAAGCUACGAAACUCGUCGCGAGCGGUGUGAUUGACCCGCUGGUCCACCUGACAACUCGAGGGGUGACGCCGACAUGCAAAGAGUUGGCAGCCGCCGUCCUGGGUCACUUGGCGUUUCGCAGCGCCGACAUAGCCGCAACGAUUCGAAACCAAGGCGGCGUGACUGCCCUGCUCAAACUAUUGCGACACGGUACGUUUGUUCAGCGGAGUUUUGCUCUGCGUGGCCUCGCGCACAUCACCGCCGUCGACGCAGCCUCGUGUGCGAUGGUCGUGGCAGACAAUGGUCUGGCAGCGGUCUACGACAUGUUGCGAGGGGGGUCUGGUCAACUUCUAGAACACGCGAUGUGGAUACUCGCGAAUCUGUCGGACGAAGCCGACGAUUUUGCCCUUGACGUGAGUGUACUCCCCCCCGUGGUGACGGAAGUGGAAGACAUGUCGUACGACCAACAGCACCACGCGCUGCGUCUGCUUGCGAAUUCCAUCGGGGUGUUGCCUCGGAAGAUAACGGUCAGUUUGAUCCCCGUGCUGGUGACCAUGCUGCGACGGCGCCAGCACACGCAUGUGUUGGUGCUGGCCCUGGCCACCGCUUCGUACAUCAGUGACGAAUUUGCGAUACAAGUGGUCGAAGCUGGCGCCGUCCCGCUGCUAUGGACGUUGUUUCAGCAGAAUCAACACCCCCAAGCGUGCCUUGUUGCGCUCAACAACGUCGCCAUCUCGGACGAUUGCCGGUGCCAGCUCAGCCGAAACCGCGGGUUGCAAUUGGGGCUUGGGUGUUUAGUGCAAAGUCAAGACCCAGCUAUCCACACCACCGCCCUGCACUUGUGUUUCAACUUAGCGCUUGAAGCCACAAACCGCGAAUGGAUGGUAGAGCUGGGGGGGGCGGGGGCGGUGCUUCAGCUGAUCCUUGCACGAGACGAUUUGGUGCUGCUCGGACUGGAAACACUCGCCCGGCUCACCCUUAUCACGUCCAGCAUCGACUCGUUUGUACCGAUUGUCGCUUGGGUUGUCCAGCAACUUGUUCCUCGACGUCGAGAUGGCACGCCGUUUGUCGAUCUCGCAUUGGAAUUGUUGCAGAACGCAAUAGCCACCACCCCCGGCCGAUGCGAAGAAGCGUUCUUGUCCGCUGGAGGGGUGGCCAUUCUGCUAAAGCUGCUGCCCAAAUGCACCUCCCAUCGCGUGUCGGCCGUGCUGGCUAAUGUAGCCACACGAGCAGAGACGGUGGCGACGAUUGCGAAGGAACCGGAAACUGUUCACAUUCUCGCCACAACUGCAGGCCCCCCUUCGUCCCAUCUAGAACGACUGCAUGCCCUUCGAUGUAUUGCCAACAUGACGUUCUUUGAACCAGGGGUCAUGGUGGGGGUAAAAGGGCGAGGGAUUCCUUUGAUGUUUGACCUCUUGGCCAAACCCCGAGGUGUAGUACAGGUGAUAUCUGUUGAUGAUGACGAUCUUGACGAUAUUGUUUUGAUACGUAGAGCCACAAGGGCGUCGGGCAGAGCUUCAGAUAUUGGCGCUGGCUAUUCUGUUUCACUUAGCCCACCAUCCGCAAUUCCAAACGUUGCUAAUAGACGACCCCGCUAUUAUUCGAAAGCUCAGGGCAUUCGCCACUCAAACCAAUCACCCAUCAUCGAAUGUCGCUCUGUCAACGCUACGGUUGUUGAAUGUGGGCACUACUACUACUGCCUUCCAUGCUCCGUUUUCAGCGACUUCCAUGUAUGCCGUGGCAGUAGCCAAACUCAAGCGAGCUGUUUUUGCAAGCAACCAAGACGAGGAAAAGCGAAUUGAGUCGUUGGCGACAGUGCUACCCCUCCUUCAACAUCCCAAAACUCGACGGACAGCAUUAGAUGUCUUGACUCAGCAAAUUCCUCACGGGAUUAAACCCGAAGAUAUCGUGGCGUCGGAAGAAGCGUUCGAGACCAUACUCGCAGCUCUUGGAGCGACACCCACUCGGCUGUCGGCGCUUCGAGUGGUGGCGUUGAUUGUCGAUCACAUGGACAGCAAGCUCCUUAGUCCAAGCUUACAUGAGCGAAUGCACGCCCCUCUGAUGUAUAUCACCAAACACGGGCGAAGCGAAGCCGAGCGUUCGAUGGCGAUGGAAGCUGUGAUGACGUUAGGAUGUCACGACGACCGAAAGAGCUCCGUCACGGACGACUUGGUCCCAGAGUCCAGAAGUCUCCUGGAUGAGUAAUAGAAAAUAAAAUAACCUGGGGG